AGUGUAUGUGUAGUUACAUAGAUUAUCAUACAUAGCAGUGUAUGUGUAGUUACAUAGAUUAUCAUACAUAGCAGUGUAUGUGUAGUUACAUAGAUUAUCAUACGUAACAGUGUAUGUGUAGUUACAUAGAUUAUUCAUACGUAACUGUGUAUGUGUAGUUACAUAGAUUAUCAUACGUAACAGUGUAUGUGUAGUUACAUAGAUUAUCAUACAUAACAGUGUAUGUGUAGUUACAUAGAUUAUCAUACGUAACAGUGUAUGUGUAGUUACAUAGAUUAUCAUACGUAACAGUGUAUGUGUAGUUACAUAGAUUAUCAUACGUAACAGUGUAUGUGUAGUUACAUAGAUUAUCAUACGUAACAGUGUAUGUGUAGUUACAUAGAUUAUCAUACAUAGCAGUGUAUGUGUAGUUACAUAGAUUAUCAUACAUAGCAGUGUAUGUGUAGUUGCAUAGAUUAUCAUACAUAGCAGUGUAUGUGUAGUUAUAUAGAUUAUUUUACAUAGUAUGUGUGUAGUUACAUAGAUUAUUUUACAUAGCAGUAUGUGUGUAGUUACAUAGAUUAUCAUACAUAGCAGUGUAUGUGUAGUUACAUAGAUUAUUUUACAUAGCAGUAUGUGUGUAGUUACAUAGAUUAUUUUACAUAGCAGUAUGUGUGUAGUUACAUAGAUUAUUUUACAUAGCAGUAUGUGUGUAGUUACAUAGAUUAUCAUACAUAACAGUGUAUGUGUAGUUACAUAGAUUAUCAUACAUAGCAGCAUGUGUGUAGUUACACAGAUUAUCAUACAUAGCAGUGUAUGUGUAGUUACACAGAUUAUCAUACAUAGCAGUGUGUGUGUAGUUACACAGAUUAUCAUACAUAGCAGUGUAUGUGUAGUUACACAGAUUAUCAUACAUAGCAGUGUGUGUGUGUAGUUACACAGAUUAUCAUACAUAGCAGUGUGUGUGUAGUUACACAGAUUAUCAUACAUAGCAGUAUAUGUGUAGUUAUAUAGAUUAUCACACAUAGCAGUAUAUGUGUAAAGAGCCCAGGAUAACCCAAAAAAAGUCAGUGACUUAUUUCCAUUGUUCAGUAUUAAUCUGUAUUUGUACAAGUACAUGUACAAGGUAUACAAGUACAUGUACAAGGUAUACAAGUACAUGUACAAGGUAUACAAGUACAUGUACAAGGUAUACAAGUAUAUGUGCAAGGUAUACAAGUACAUGUACAAGGUAUACAAGUACAUGUGCAAGGUAUACAAGUACAUGUACAAGGUAUACAAGUACAUGUGCAAGGUAUACAAGUACAUGUGCAAGGUAUACAAGUACAUGUACAAGGUAUACAAGUACAUGUACAAGGUAUACAAGUACAUGUACAAGGUAUACAAGUACAUGUACAAGGUAUACAAGUACAUGUACAAGGUAUACAAGUACAUGUACAAGGUAUACAAGUACAUGUACAAGGUAUACAAGUACAUGUGCAAGGUAUACAAGUACAUGUACAUGUGCAAGGUAUACAAGUACAUGUGCAAGGUAUACAAGUACAUGUACAAGGUACACAAGUACAUGUGCAAGGUAUACAAGUACAUGUACAAGGUAUACAAGUACAUGUGCAAGGUAUACAAGUACAUGUACGUGUACAAGGUAUACAAGUACAUGUGCAAGGUAUACAAGUACAUGUACGAGGUAUACAAAUACAUGUACAAGGUAUACAAGUACAUGUACAAGGUAUACAAGUACAUGUACAAGGUAUACAAGUACAUACAUGUACAAGGUAUACAGACCAUAGCUGACAUGUAUAGUGGAGCCUCUACUUGCGAGUGUGUCCAUGUGCGAGUUUUUCCAAAUACUUACGACUUACGUCCUGCUCGACAUAAGUCCACUCGACUUACGACCGUGCAUCUGGCAGCUUGGCUGGGCCAGCUGAUGCACACCACUGUACAAUAUUUGACGAUACUCGCGGCGGCAAUGUGUCAUGCAGGCAGUAUCAGUUUGAAUAACCCUGUCCUAUCAGCAGCAUCAUACUGUAUUAACUGUACUAUCUGGACAGUAAAUUUCACCAUGGCCCCUAAGAUGAAGUCUGAAUCUUGCACUGGAGAUUGUGGCAAGAAAGGCUCUUACUCUCAAACUCUCAAUUUGUUUUCACUGUUGCACAUAAACCUGUCUGUAUCUGCCUGUAUAUUUCUGUAUCUCUGUGUGUCUGUUUAUCUGUCUGUCUGUAUCUGUGUGUCUGUCUUUGUCUACCUGUGUGUCUGUCUUUCUGUCUACCUCUGUGUCUGUCUUUAUGUCUACCUGUGUCUGUCUUUGUCUACCUGUGUCUUUCUACCUGUGUGUGUCUUUCUGUCUACCUCUGUGUCUGUCUACUUGUGUCUGUCUUUAUGUCUACCUGUGUGUCUUUCUGUCUACCUGUGUAUGCCUUUUUGUCUACCUGUGUGUUUGUCUUUCUGUCUACCUGUGUCUGUCUUUCUGUCUGCUUGUCUCUCUGAGUCACUCAUUAAGAGUGUAAUUGGUCUUGAAAAUGCCAUAUUAAUAAUGAUAAUAACACAAUAAUAAUCACUGAGGUGCAUUAAAUGUAGGCAUUUUGCUUAAUCCAUCUAUGAUUUCUUUUUCAAAAUUAUAUAAUAAACAUGCUACAUAACAUAUAAACAUAUAACUUAACAAAUAUGAGAUGUUUUUCUGGUCGGCUUGACAGAGUGAACAGAAACCAUUCGUGUCCGGGCUGGUAACAACAACGACGUUUCUUUACAUAACUCGCCAACCUUCUACCCUCUCAUUCUCUCUCAUUUAAUCUUGUUUACUCACCUCUCACUCUACAUUAAGACUACAGAUAUUUUAAGGUAAGUAAUGAGUGGACAUGAUUAUUAUAUUUAAGUUUAAUAAUAUUAAUAUUAGUGCAUAUGUAUUAUUGUAAUAAUAAUAAUAAUAAUUAUUAAUACAGUGGAACCUCAAAAGUCGAACUGCUCCCAACACAACCAAUUAAUGCAUAAAAUGCAUAAAAACAUUCUUAUCUUGUAUAAUCUGUGGUUGCUGUCAGGUCUUUUAUCAGAGAAGUGUAGCAUACGUAACAGUAGAAGUCUGUUGAUGAGGAUAAUAUUACUGAAGUCUGGGGUAGAAAUUAAGAGGAUUGUGUGGAGAAGUGAGGACCCAGGGAGGUGACUGCUUUGUGAUGAACAUUAGUACAUGGUCAAGAACAAUGGCUGGGAGGAUCCUUAAUGCAAGGAAUUGAACCUGUCAUGAACCAGGCAGUGCUGUAUUACCAGCACUCCCAAGUUUCAACUUGUAUCCUUUUGUACUCUGGGCUCUUGAACCAAGGAAUUAGAACUGUCUGCUUUACCUGGAUUGAACCCUUAAUGAAAGGUGUCUUGAGUCAAGGAAUUGGAGAUCACCUUUUUUUUUGUGAUUAUUGCCUUAUAUUCUCAUAAGGUACUGCAUAACCCUUAAGAGUUUAGCUCACCCCCAUCCUGAUAAUGUAGUAUCCAUUGCAUUUCCUUUUCUUCCCUCUCCCUUUCUCUAUCCCUGCUAACCUGCAUAUUCCUAUCCUCGCCCAUCCUAAUGCAGGUGGAGUUGUGGACAGGGACAAGCAUGUAAGUCUGUGAGAGGCAGCACCUCAGGGAGUGGAAUAAGCCCGCAAGCAUGGUCCCCCACUGGUUCCCCAAUGGGUUACCCUCGGGGGUUUCUCAAAGGGGGGAAGACUUUUCACCUACCUCUAGGGUGUAGUGCUGUAUAGCCCUUGUGCUUUAGCACUUCAUUCUGAGUAUAACCUAAGGUCUAGUAAGUGGCUGGUGGGGGGGACGAGUCCUCACCUGACAAGCCUGACUGACACUCUCUUCAUAAUGCUCAGGGAUGACCCACAUUAUGUUAGCAGACAAGCAGCAGCACAGCGAUCCUCACAGCAUGUAAGACUGCCGGAUCUUACUGGAUAACCAGGAGACCACUAACGGCCUGUAAUCCUGCCCUCUGUCAUCCUAAGUCAUUCCAUGUACCUUACCUUUGAUCAGCCUGUAAUCCUACCUGCACACCCAUCCUAAGUCUCUCCGUAUAUUUUCCCUCUGAUCUCUCCCUCGUAUUCUCAUGCCCUCAUCUCUUCCUCUCUCUUUACCAAGUCUCACUCUUGUCUCUUCCUCUCUGCUUACCAACUCUCACCCUCAUUUCUUCCCUGUGAGCAGUAAAAGUUUAAGGUUUUUAAGAGAAAUGAUAUAAAUAGACUUUUGUGAAUAAAUUAUAAUUUUCA
This is a messenger RNA of Cherax quadricarinatus, 4208 nucleotides long. The record is from RefSeq and is a predicted model, not a curated record. Lineage: Eukaryota; Metazoa; Arthropoda; Malacostraca; Decapoda; Parastacidae.